Molecule: messenger RNA, 2073 nt
Organism: Cladocopium goreaui
Lineage: Eukaryota; Dinophyceae; Suessiales; Symbiodiniaceae
Source: the annotation of a GenBank genome assembly
AUGCGAUGGCAGGGGACCUCGACGAUAGCACCCAAACCAAGCUCUUUGGCUGAGGUACCCCGAUUUGAUCGCAGCAUGAUUGCCCACGCAGACCUGCAUGCGCCUUUGAGCAUGCAUGAGGUGAAGCCCUGGUCUUGCAGUGUUGAUGUCCAUUUUGCAGACCUUCAGGAACAUUUGCUCAAUUGCUUGCAAGUGCAUUGUCCGAGGCCUCGAACUGCGGCCAAAAAACCUUAUUUGUCGCCGGAAUUGUGGACAUCAAGGGAACAAAAGAUCCGUUGCCGCAAGAAUUUGAAAAUCAACAGCAAACUGCUCCAAAGGGAAACUUUGGCGCGUGUCUUUUCGGCAUGGCAACAGACUCUUGGCAAAGAGGACUCUGUCACGCUGGACAUGUCAUUGAAUUUUGGCACUUCGCUCCGUUGCUUUGCCGUGCACCUCACAUGCCAAUAUCAUCGAUUCUCCAAACAGCUGAGGACCAGCAUUGCAAAGGCCAAAUCCUUGCUGUUGAAACACGCACUGGAUGAACUGCCGAGAAACACGCCUGCCAGUUGUAUCCUACAAGUCCUGAGGGCAUACACCGGUCCAAACCAAAAGCUACGGCAAGGCAUGACACCUCUACCAGCCAUCAAAGACCAGCAUGGUGAUGGUGCUCGUGGCGUUCGCAUCGAUGAGCACACGCAGAGAAAGGAAUGGAUUGAAAACUUGCAAAAGCUUUCAGCCACCAACCUGCACUUCCCCAUUGAGCAUCUGCCAUCGCUGUGUGAACUUGAAUUUUCACUUCGACAAAUGAAAGCUGGAAAAGCCAGUGGACCUGAUUCAAUACCAUCAGAACUUUGCAGAAGUUUCCCUGGCCCCAUUGCCAAACAGAUCUACACACUGAUGAUGAAGACGGCCAUCCAAGGUCAUGAACCUUUAGCCUUGAAAGGCGGCACAGCGUUGCCGAUUUGGAAGGGGAAAAAGCAGAAGGAUGGCGCAAGAAGGUGCCAGUUGUCCUAUACUCAUUUGACCAAGGCGUUCCUGCGCACGCACCAUGCCAGACAACAUGCAACUGCAAUUCUGUUUGUUGAUUUGGAAGCCGCCUUUUAUAAGGUUGUGCGACCGCUUGCCCUCUCUGGCCAUUGGGAUGACGAACUUUUAGCCUGCAUGACGGCGCGCCUCAAUUUGCCGACGGACACUCUCCAUGCACUGCACAACAAUCUGCAACAGCCUGGGGCCACAUUGACGGCUGCUGGGAUGGAUGCACACUCACGCAGAGCCCUCCAGGCUGUCCAUACGGACACCUUCUUUCAAGUCCCCUCGCAGGAAGACAGAACCCAGACGCACCUCGGAACAAGACCGGGAGAUGCGUAUGCGGACGUUGUUUUCGGGUAUUUGAUGGCUCGUAUCUUGCACAAGUAUCAAGACCAGCUUAGUCAACUACAAGUUCUUUCCGAAAUUCCUGACAUGGAGUCGCCAGUCCUCUUUGGACGUGCAGGCCAUCAGAGACCAUCCCCAGUGCCUUUUGUAGUAGGACCAGCCUGGAUGGAUCUUGCUCUUUGCCUCUGGGGCCAAACCACAGAUGCUGCGGUCGCCAAACUUGGAGUUGCAACAGGGGUAUUGUUAGACCUCUUUCGGGAGCAUGCCAUGAGCCCUAACCUCUCGCGAGGCAAGACAGAGCUCAUCCUGACGCCCAAAGGAGGCGAAGACAAGCGCAUCGAGUUAUUCCAAUGCCUGGUCAUGAGUAAACUCUCUUACGCCAUGGAAACAUGGACACUCCAGGACUGGCAGACAAGGGAGUACGUGCAUGCAGCCAUCAUGCGUCUCUACCGACGCCUCCUGAAGGCUGCCCCAGAUGAGCAUCUGUCAGAUGACAUGAUAUUGGUGACAUUGGGACUGCCAUCUCCAACAGAGGUUUUCCAACAUGCACGUCUCCGAUAUCUGGCCACUUUGAUGCAAGUAGGCGAACAAGCCUGCUGGGGAUUGUUGAAUCAAGACCAAGCCUGGCUCGAUUUGGUGCAAGAUGACUUAGUUUGGAUGUGGCAGCAGUUGGCCAACACCAGUGCGCUGGGCGAUCUGGCACAGCACUUUGAACGCUAG